Gavialis gangeticus (Gharial) is the source of this 552-nucleotide messenger RNA. Its product is annotated as cilia- and flagella-associated protein 52-like. The record is from RefSeq and is a predicted model, not a curated record. NCBI's taxonomy places the organism in Eukaryota, Metazoa, Chordata, Crocodylia, Gavialidae. Gene Ontology annotation, biological process: cilium assembly. The coding region runs from base 31 to 537 and encodes 168 amino acids. Gene Ontology annotation, molecular function: protein binding. The transcript has 3 exons.
CUUCAGAGAACUCCAAUCUCAGAGUAACAUAUGUCAGUGUCGGAGCAAAGGAGAUGUCUGCUGUGCACAGGAGAUGAAGUUAGCUCUGGCAGAGUGAUCAGUUUGGAUAAAUCUCUGACUCAAGCUGCUUUGGGGGUAUUUUGUAGACGUCUUAUAAGGAAUCAGAUGAUCCUGGCCCACACUUUGUUCCAGUGUGUUUGUUACCAUCCUGAAGAGUUCCAGAUAAUCACAAGUGGAACAGACAGAAAUAUUGGAUGGUGGGAGGUAUUUGAUGGUUCUGUGAUCAGAGAACUGGAAAGCUCUGUGAAAGUUUCCAUUAAUGGGAUGGACAUUACAUGUGAUGGGACUCACUUUGUUACAGGCGGUGAUGACCAUCUGGUGGAAGUGUGGGAUUAUGAUACAGGUGAGGUGACUCAUGUUGGUGUGGGUCACAGUGGCAGCAUCAGGCGACUCAAGAUCUGCCCUGGGAACAAGUACAUCAUGAGUGUGAGUGCAGAUGGUGCUACCCUGCAAUGGAAGCACCCACACUCACACUAACAGUCGGCACAGAAA